GGGCGGGACAGAACCGCAAAUUCCAACCUGCAUGGUCUUGUAAGGUGCGUGAUUUUGAGGGAAGGCCCAAGGAAGCAGCGUGGAAAUGUUUCAAGUCCUCGGAGUCCGGUGCCUCAAAAACAAAACAAAAACAACAACAAAACCCAUCACCAAAUCUCGCUUAAAGCCUCUCAGUAGCAGCCCGGUUGUCUUGGAGCUCUCUCUAUAGACCAGAGACUCACCUGCCACUGGCUCCUGAGUACUGGAAUUAAGGCGUGUGUCACCGCACCGAAGCCUAGUUUCGUUUUUUCUUAAACUGUGAAUAUCCCAAAGCUGACUCUAAAGUCAUCCGCAGGAAAUACUAUGAGAUAAACUCAUGCUCAAAGGGACUGGGUGGCUUCGGUUUCACAGACAGCGGAGGUUGGACAAGGCUUCCGCGGAGUGGGCGGGGCUCUGAACUCGAGAUAAGACCAGGAAAUCGUGGUCCCCAAGCCUCAUGCCAGGCUGCACUUGCACGUCGCGGGCCAGUCUCCUCGCCUGCAGAUAGUUCCCAAAACAUGAGGAUAUUUGCUGGCAUUAUAUUCACAGCCUGCUGUCACUUGCUACGGGCGUUUACUAUCACGGCUCCAAAGGACUUGUACGUGGUGGAGUAUGGCAGCAACGUCACGAUGGAGUGCAGAUUCCCUGUAGAACGGGAGCUGGACCUGCUUGCGUUAGUGGUGUACUGGGAAAAGGAAGAUGAGCAAGUGAUUCAGUUUGUGGCAGGAGAGGAGGACCUUAAGCCUCAGCACAGCAACUUCAGGGGGAGAGCCUCGCUGCCAAAGGACCAGCUUUUGAAGGGAAAUGCUGCCCUUCAGAUCACAGACGUCAAGCUGCAGGACGCAGGCGUUUACUGCUGCAUAAUCAGCUACGGUGGUGCGGACUACAAGCGAAUCACGCUGAAAGUCAAUGCCCCAUACCGCAAAAUCAACCAGAGAAUUUCCGUGGAUCCAGCCACUUCUGAGCAUGAACUAAUAUGUCAGGCCGAGGGUUAUCCAGAAGCUGAGGUAAUCUGGACAAACAGUGACCACCAACCCGUGAGUGGGAAGAGAAGUGUCACCACUUCCCGGACAGAGGGGAUGCUUCUCAAUGUGACCAGCAGUCUGAGGGUCAACGCCACAGCGAAUGAUGUUUUCUACUGUACGUUUUGGAGAUCACAGCCAGGGCAAAACCACACAGCGGAGCUGAUCAUCCCAGAACUGCCUGCAACACAUCCUCCACAGAACAGGACUCACUGGGUGCUUCUGGGAUCCAUCCUGUUGUUCCUCAUUGUAGUGUCCACGGUCCUCCUCUUCUUGAGAAAACAAGUGAGAAUGCUAGAUGUGGAGAAAUGUGGCGUUGAAGAUACAAGCUCAAAAAACCGAAAUGAUACACAAUUCGAGGAGACGUAAGCAGUGUUGAACCCUCUGAUCGUCGAUUGGCAGCUUGUGGUCUGUGAAAGAAAGGGCCCAUGGGACAUGAGUCCAAAGACUCAAGAUGGAACCUGAGGGAGAGAACCAAGAAAGUGUUGGGAGAGGAGCCUGGAACAACGGACAUUUUUUCCAGGGAGACACUGCUAAGCAAGUUGCCCAUCAGUCGUCUUGGGAAAUGGAUUGAGGGUUCCUGGCUUAGCAGCUGGUCCUUGCACAGUGACCUUUUCCUCUGCUCAGUGCCGGGAUGAGAGAUGGAGUCAUGAGUGUUGAAGAAUAAGUGCCUUCUAUUUAUUUUGAGUCUGUGUGUUCUCACUUUGGGCAUGUAAUUAUGACUGGUGAAUUCUGACGACAUGAUAGAUCUUAAGAUGUAGUCACCAAACUCAACUGCUGCUUAGCAUCCUCCGUAACUACUGAUACAAGCAGGGAACACAGAGGUCACCUGCUUGGUUUGACAGGCUCUUGCUGUCUGACUCAAAUAAUCUUUAUUUUUCAGUCCUCAAGGCUCUUCGAUAGCAGUUGUUCUGUAUCAGCCUUAUAGGUGUCAGGUAUAGCACUCAACAUCUCAUCUCAUUACAAUAGCAACCCUCAUCACCAUAGCAACAGCUAACCUCUGUUAUCCUCACUUCAUAGCCAGGAAGCUGAGCGACUAAGUCACUUGCCCACAGAGUAUCAGCUCUCAGAUUUCUGUUCUUCAGCCACUGUCCUUUCAGGAUAGAAUUUGUCGUUAAGAAAUUAAUUUAAAAACUGAUUAUUGAGUAGCAUUGUAUAUCAAUCACAACAUGCCUUGUGCACUGUGCUGGCCUCUGAGCAUAAAGAUGUACGCCGGAGUACCGGUCGGACAUGUUUAUGUGUGUUAAAUACUCAGAGAAAUGUUCAUUAACAAGGAGCUUGCAUUUUAGAGACACUGGAAAGUAACUCCAGUUCAUUGUCUAGCAUUACAUUUACCUCAUUUGCUAUCCUUGCCAUACAGUCUCUUGUUCUCCAUGAAGUGUCAUGAAUCUUGUUGAAUAGUUCUUUUAUUUUUUAAAUGUUUCUAUUUAAAUGAUAUUGACAUCUGAGGCGAUAGCUCAGUUGGUAAAACCCUUUCCUCACAAGUGUGAAACCCUGAGUCUUAUCCCUAGAACCCACAUAAAAAACAGUUGCGUAUGUUUGUGCAUGCUUUUGAUCCCAGCACUAGGGAGGCAGAGGCAGGCAGAUCCUGAGCUCUCAUUGACCACCCAGCCUAGCCUACAUGGUUAGCUCCAGGCCUACAGGAGCUGGCAGAGCCUGAAAAACGAUGCCUAGACACACACACACACACACACACACACACACACACACACACACACCAUGUACUCAUAGACCUAAGUGCACCCUCCUACACAUGCACACACAUACAAUUCAAACACAAAUCAACAGGGAAUUGUCUCAGAAUGGUCCCCAAGACAAAGAAGAAGAAAAACACCAAACCAGCUCUAUUCCCUCAGCCUAUCCUCUCUACUCCUUCCUAGAAGCAACUACUAUUGUUUUUGUAUAUAAAUUUACCCAACGACAGUUAAUAUGUAGAAUAUAUAUUAAAGUGUCUGUCAAUAUAUAUUAUCUCUUUCUUUCUUUCUUCCUUUCUUUCUUUCUUUCUUUCUUUCUUUCUUUCUUUCUUUCUUUCUUUCUUCCUUCCUUCCUUCCUUCCUUCCUUCCUUCCUUCCUUUCUUUCUUUCUUUCUUUUUUUCUGUCUAUCUGUACCUAAAUGGUUGCUCACUAUGCAUUUUCUGUGCUCUUCGCCCUUUUUAUUUAAUGUAUGGAUAUUUAUGCUGCUUCCAGAAUGGAUCUAAAGCUCUUUGUUUCUAGGUUUUCUCCCCCAUCCUUCUAGGCAUCUCUCACACUGUCUAGGCCAGACACCAUGUCUGCUGCCUGAAUCUGUAGACACCAUUUAUAAAGCACGUACUCACCGAGUUUGUAUUUGGCUUGUUCUGUGUCUGAUUAAAGGGAGACCAUGAGUCCCCAGGGUACACUGAGUUACCCCAGUACCAAGGGGGAGCCUUGUUUGUGUCUCCAUGGCAGAAGCAGGCCUGGAGCCAUUUUGGUUUCUUCCUUGACUUCUCUCAAACACAGACGCCUCACUUGCUCAUUACAGGUUCUCCUUUGGGAAUGUCAGCAUUGCUCCUUGACUGCUGGCUGCCCUGGAAGGAGCCCAUUAGCUCUGUGUGAGCCCUUGACAGCUACUGCCUCUCCUUACCACAGGGGCCUCUAAGAUACUGUUACCUAGAGGUCUUGAGGAUCUGUGUUCUCUGGGGGGAGGAAAGGAGGAGGAACCCAGAACUUUCUUACAGUUUUCCUUGUUCUGUCACAUGUCAAGACUGAAGGAACAGGCUGGGCUACGUAGUGAGAUCCUGUCUCAAAGGAAAGACGAGCAUAGCCGAACCCCCGGUGGAACCCCCUCUGUUACCUGUUCACACAAGCUUAUUGAUGAGUCUCAUGUUAAUGUCUUGUUUGUAUGAAGUUUAAGAAAAUAUCGGGUUGGGCAACACAUUCUAUUUAUUCAUUUUAUUUGAAAUCUUAAUGCCAUCUCAUGGUGUUGGAUUGGUGUGGCACUUUAUUCUUUUGUGUUGUGUAUAACCAUAAAUUUUAUUUUGCAUCAGAUUGUCAAUGUAUUGCAUUAAUUUAAUAAAUAUUUUUAUUUAUUAAA
Messenger RNA from Mus musculus (house mouse), 4092 nucleotides. RefSeq names its product CD274 antigen (gene Cd274). The transcript has 8 exons. Gene Ontology annotation, biological process: T cell costimulation; negative regulation of CD8-positive, alpha-beta T cell activation; response to cytokine. The record is from RefSeq and is a predicted model, not a curated record. Gene Ontology annotation, cellular component: nuclear speck; extracellular exosome; early endosome membrane. Bases 537 to 1409 code for a protein of 290 amino acids. Gene Ontology annotation, molecular function: receptor ligand activity; transcription coactivator activity. Lineage: Eukaryota; Metazoa; Chordata; Mammalia; Rodentia; Muridae.